AUGCAGAAGCGGCUAAGGGAGUCUCGGGCCAAGAAGGCAGAGAAGGGUGCUGGGAAAAGCCCCAUAGAUGAUGAUGAGGGUCGGGUUGCUGACGUGCUGGGAAAGAGGAAAGCCUUGGAGGAAGCUCAUCAGCAUGUGAUGGGGUCGGGGCCGAGACUUCCACCUUUUGAUCUGCAGGCGCCGCCGAAACUCCCCUUCGGCAUGGAGGACAUAUUUGCUGAAGGGGUGGAGAAGGUGGACUUCGGCAGGCUACGCCAGCAGAAGAAGGAGGUGAACUUAGCCAUGCACCGGCAAGAGGUGCCCUUGAUUAACGUCUUCCUGGAAGGCGUGAAGAGUGAUCCCGAGGCUCUGGCGAGAACCCCAGCCUCUUCCUUCAUAGACCGGGCCCAAAAGACGAUCCUCACCUCUGCUUAUGCCUUUGGCGAAAUGUAUGUCAGCAUGGCCAAGGCAGAUAAAGAGAUCCAAAGGCUGAAGAGGCGUGAUGAGAUGGCCAAGAGCAAGAUGGCAGAGGCACAUGAGGCUAUCCGAGAGAAGAACGCCCUGUUGUUGCAAAAGGCGGCCCUGGCCAAGGAGGUGGAAGAGCUGAAGAGGUCGAAGGUCGAGGAGGUGGCUGCUGCCCGAGUCGAGGCGAUCGAGUCCUUCCGAACCUCAGAAGAGCUGAAAAGCUACAUCAUGGACCGACUAGUGGAUGAGCAGCUUCGCUGGGAAGAUAGGCUGGUUAGGUUCAACCCCUCGAUUGAGAUUAACUUUGAUACGAGUGGCAAGCCUCCUGCGCAGAGUCCUCCUGCUGAUGCUAGUGUCCCAACACCAGAGGCGGAGCCGGCCACUGAGGAUGCCCCUUCUACCGAGUCUUGA
Molecule: messenger RNA, 855 nt
Organism: Prunus dulcis (almond)
Lineage: Eukaryota; Viridiplantae; Streptophyta; Magnoliopsida; Rosales; Rosaceae
Exons: 2
Coding region: 1-855 (284 amino acids)
Source: RefSeq, a predicted model, not a curated record